Messenger RNA from Pocillopora meandrina, 7735 nucleotides. NCBI's taxonomy places the organism in Eukaryota, Metazoa, Cnidaria, Anthozoa, Scleractinia, Pocilloporidae. The record is from the annotation of a GenBank genome assembly.
UUUCCUAAGCUGUUGACAAUUCGUAUCAUCCCAAGGUCACGUAAAUUAAUAAUUCACGCUAUUAUCCGGGUAAGGAAACGAGUCCGAUCCAAACAACACGUCGGCCUAUGCUUUGAUCAAGGCGUCGGUCGACGGCAAUCGGUGACUAUAAACGAACUGUCAGUCGACUUUCGAUAUCCUAUCACUGAAGAUUUAUUUCAGUAAAUAAUUUUUUUUAUUUUUUUGGAAAAUUAACCUAUCACAAAUGCAGUUUUACUUUCCCCUUAUUACUAAUUCAAAUUUGCGCAGAAAGACUGGCCUUUUUUGCUCUUUCGUGUCACAAACCUCACAGCUUUCCGGCAUUAUACAUAGUCAGACGCUUGUGAUGAACUUUUACUCUCUACAAUUGUUAUCCAAAAACAAAAGGUUUAAAAAGGUUUAACCGACCUUGACUUAAAGGGUGCUGUUAGGACGAAUUACUCCUCGUUGUAUCUAAGGAUAACUUCCAAAAGAGUGGAAACGACAGCAGGAUGAUGGCGAUAACAAAUCUAACGGGAAGUGGAACACAUACGAAAACAUUUGACGAAUCGCUAUGUUCCCCACUUUGGUUAGGUGAUUUUAAACAACAGUCCAUUUCAUUCUCAGUAGUCAACAUUCUCCUCUCCAUCACAGCAAUUCUUGGGAAUUCCCUUAUCCUUAUUGUCCUUCACAAAGAAUCUUCCCUCCAUUCACCAUCCAAACUCUUGUAUCGUUGUCUGGCAACAACUGAUCUGUUGGUUGGUCUUGUUAACCAGCCUCUCUAUGCUGCUUACUGGAUGUCCGUGGUUUACGAACACUGGAGUUUUUGUCGAUACGCAAAGGACGCAAUCUUCAUAUCAAGCUAUGUAUUAUGCGGAGUGUCUUUGAUGACGAUGACGGCCAUAAGCGUGGACCGACUUCUCGCCAUGUUGUUGGGACUGAGAUACGAAGAGAUUGUAACUUUGAGGCGCACUCAUAUCAUUUUAGCUAUCGUUUGGGUUGUAUGUCUAGUCGCUGGUUUAUUCUCUUAUCUCAUUUACCGUAUAGGCCUUUGGUACCGCAUCAUAAUUAUACUAUCUGGUCUGGUAAUCUCAGCCGCCUCGUACACGAAGAUUUUCCGCGCUCUCCGUCAUCAUCAGGCUCAAAUACAAGACCAUGUUCAACAACAGCCGAACCAACCAAAUGCACUGGACAUAGCGCGAUACAGAAAGGCAGUGUAUAACGCGAUUUGGAUGCACUUAGCUUUAGUUGUCUGUUAUGUUCCACAAUUUACAGUGAAUAUUGUUAUCUUUCUUAGUGCAAAGAGAUUUUCGAAUUUCUUCUUAAUUUGCGGAAUGGCAACUGUCUUAAUAUUCUUUAAUUCUACUUUAAACCCGUUCCUUUACUGCUGGAAGAUAAGUGAAGUGAGACGAGCAGUAAAGCAGACGAUCAGACAUGCAAUCUGCUUUGCAGAGGGGUAGACCUAUUUUAACGUUGGCAUGUACUGUUUCUUCUAUGAUUUAUAUGGAAAUUAUGAUAUCUUUGAGUUUAACCCGAUUAUCGAAUUUCAUCAUAAUUAGGGGCAUGGCAGAUGUUUUAGUAGCUUUCCUUAACUCGACUUUAAACCCCUUUCUUUGCUAUUAAUUUAAAAGCAUUCCCAUUACCAAUUUCCAAUAUUCAAGGGAAAUACGUGACUCUAUCUCAGGCCGUGUAUACAAAGCUGGUAUUAUGAGAAAACAUUUUAUCAUUUCGUGACAAUCGAGUACGAAAGCUGCUGACACACGCUCUUGAGUACCUAUCACUACUCCUAAUUAAAAAGGUUUGUAUGACAGCUCACCGCCUCAAGUAUUAUUUCCGCGCUUAAAUUUCAUCUGAUGGUCAAAAAAAGAUUUAUGUCAUUAAAAUUCUGAAAAAAAGAAAUAAGUAUAAUGGAAGGAAUAAGACUUUGGUUUAAAAAUUACUACGCUGUUAAAUCUUUUAGGUGGUUUCUUUAACAUUUCCCUUUCAUUCUCGGGACUGUUACUUAUAUUAAAGAUUGAAUAAAGGGUUGUAUGCAAAUUUUGAUGAGUAAAUGAAAAAAAAUAUGAAAAAGUUAACGUUACCAUACAUGUCAUAAAUGAAGGUAUAUUUCAUAGAUGAAAUGAGAAUCAUAUCAAUUUGGUCAGUGAUGUUUAAAAGUUCAAAAUUAUUUACCAGUAUCCGCUAAUUUCCAACCGUGAUUUCUAGAUAUCGUAGAAUUUUGUUCUAAAAUACUCCAAAAAGUUUGAAAAUGCUCGUUUAUUUACUUUGUCUUGCUGAGUCAUGAGCUAAGCCAGGAAAGCUAAGCUGAAACUAAUCUUUAAACAGAAUACGAUGAAACGAUGCAUGAUGUAGAAUGUCACAGGCUGUUAAGCAUAUCUCUAUAAGCAGAACUUAUAGCUGCUGUUGCUGUCACAAGCCUUUUAAACGCUUCCAUUUAGUAAAACAGAGCGAAAAUGGUGCAUGGCACGAUAGUAGCGGUGAAGAGAAAAAACAAGGGAGGCUUGGGUCGGGUUUGGUCGGGUCGUGUCCAGGUCGGUUCAGGUCGGGCCGGUUGAACAUUGUUCUUUACCCAGACCUUAGCCUCACUUUUUUUUCGCUCCGCCGUGACUAUCGCGCCGUUUAUUGGGCUCUUCGUUUGACCGGCUGAACGCUUCCAGCAGGCUAUGUUGUCACUCGAUAAACUGUCACAAAAAAUGCUGUGAUGCAGAAUAUAACUGAAUGCUACAGAUAUUUUCUUCGAAUCAGUAAUAGAACCACCUAUUACGAAAGAGGAAUCGAGAAAAAUAUAUGACACCAUCUGUUGUAUACGUGACAACUUUAAUCGUUAUUAUGGUAGUUUUUCGAAAAAAACCCAUACAAAACAGGGCUAAAUAACAUUGUCUUGGUGACAAGAGACUCAUCGAGAGGAAGUCUUCGAAAUGCUACCUGACCGAGUAGAAUCUGCACUGCAACCUUUGCCGCACGUAUGUGAUCAUAAUUCUGACAAGUUCUGAUAUCACAGCAUUGGCUAAGCACUUCGUCAUUUGUCCAUAGCUUUUAGUAAAGGUUUUCCUUAGUCAAACACUGAUUUUUUUCACCAUUUCUUUUAAAAGAAUGGUCACAGGGAGUAUAAAUUUGUCCCUGUUAUACGAUGCUAUAUCCAAAAUGUCGCUUACCAAUUCGAUUAACAGGCAACUGAGACAAACAGCAUUGUUCAGAAGCAAACUCUCGCCUCAGCACCAGAGACAAUUGGCACACAAAAUGUCUCCGGUGAGAAGAAUGUUUGAAUUCCUUGUUUAUAAUUAAGGAUAACUAGUACAGGUGUGCAUUGUUAAUGGUGUUUACAAAAAAAAAACUUUUCACCGCUACAUCUAUUUUCAAACCUUUUAGGACAAAAAGGAAGAGUUCAAGGCGGUUUGAUCGGUAGAGAGAUUUUCAUGAUCUGAAAGUUCCAGUCAGGUGCAACACAAAGAGAACAAAGAACAAAAAUAUAAAUAUUUUAGGAGUAACUAUGCAUUUGUAACCACACAUUAAUUUUGAAUAGUUUCAUGCAAUCUAACUUUCUAUUUUUCCCAUACCGAUUAUCCUUUUCAAAAAUUGGCAUUAUAGAUGAGGAAAAUAGAAUAACUAAGAUGAUAAAUAUUGAGCACGUUACUGAACUAGAGAAAAAAAAUGUUUUUUGUCUUGUCACGUGCGUAAGACAAUGAAGAAACCUUGAGUCUCCCUUGAGUCUCAGGAAAGUAUUGAUAAUUUUUUUGUUUUUUUGUUUUUUUUUUGUUAUCAUAACAAUCACGGAUGGACGCAAAAGCGUGUUAAUAAGGCCGAUGAACUUCGAUUUUGCUGUGUUGAAAAAUACAGAGGACAAUUACAAGUAAAACGUAUGGAGUAGAUUCAAACUGUUUCGUAUACUUAACUCAACGCCUUAAAUAAAUUGAUCAUGCGUUUUCUUUGCAAAUGAAUUGUUUGCUUAUGGACCAAUUUGAAUCCGAAAAACAAAGAUGAAAUUGAACAUACUUUCAAUAUCCAAAAUUUUUUAGUACGGAUGGUCGGUUUACUUCAUGUUACUAUAAUAAAAGAAGACAGAAUUAUGGAUACGUUUUCUUGUCUAAAUAGUACAUCACCUGUGGAACUGAUGGAAUGAUAAAAAUGUUCCUGGUUUCAAUAGCGCGGCCAUUAGUGUUUGUAUCUUGAAAACCGUUUUCCCCUCUUACCUCGAUAUGAAAUUUGCUUAAUGAAAAUAAAAAUAUAUAUCACUACUUGAAACAUAUCUUUAUAAAUGUUCGAUAUUACAUGACCACUUUCCAUUAUGAACCAGCACGUUAUAAGUAUUGAUCAAAUUUUUACUCGAUCGGAGGCAGAAUAUCUUUAAUUAUCCAUCACAAUCGAAUUCAGACUAGAGUCAUCGUGUUUAACAAAGUCUCUAAGUUAAUUUGAUAUCUGAAGGGGAAUAUUCUUGAAUUAUCGAAUGAGUGGAAAAAGUAUUAGCCCCAAUCAUUUGUCAUGUUUAUUUAAAAAAAAAAAACUCUUCCUCAUCUUAUUUCCAGAUCCACUUUGAAACAAAGGAAAAUAACCGAAAAGAGAAUUAACGCAGAAUACAAUUUCUCGCUCCAGUAAACCAACUUCCACUUUUGAGUUGGAUCAUUUAGAAUAGAAAGGAAAGGAUGAAAAAACAAUGAAAGAAAUUAAGAAGUGAAAUAUGUAUGGAAGAAACUUUGGUUUGGUCAUGUAUUAUUUCCAGCUCUCUUUUUCUUAUUUAGGUUUAAUUACAAUUAGAUGCGACCCGUCUGAAAAGCUGGAGGUUUUCGUCAAACAUUAUAUUAAUGAACGUCUACAAACAUUUAAAGUAAAUGGUUUUUUUAUUAGUUAUAUCCCUUGGUGGUUGGAUUGAGAAUGUUCUUAGGGACUUCUAGUUCAUUUAAAUGAAUGUUUACCACUGAUUUUUCUUUCCAUAUCUGAAGCUGCCUUUUUCUCAAAAAGGCAUCAGGUGUCCUAUUGAUUUCUCUUUGGACAUUUUGCUUUGGUUUCAUCUGUUUUCUCCCAAAUUUGGUGAACUUUUGUGAAAGGCUGCUCUACAAACCUAUCAAGGCUUUAAUUUUUUGGUGAACUAACUCGAAGUUUAACUUCGUUCAAAAUUAUGAAGUUGAUAUGGCAACGUAACUUUGUGAAAACUGAAAUUGCAUAAUCUGUAGGAGAGUUUGUGGGGCGUUAUGUUAGAAAUGUUCUGAAAAUACAAAGUUGAAAAUAGUCGUUGGUGGGGGGGAUAUGAAAUUUAUGGAAAAAGCCUCUAUGAAAAACGUAGUCAAUAAUUAACUUUAUAAUCCAUCAAAUAUUUUUGCUGGCGACAGAUUGGUUUAAAUGCAUCAGGUGACCGAAUAUCCCGGUUAAAAACUGGGGAAUAUCCGAGAAUAUAGCUUGAGUCAUAUUCCCCAAUUUUCAAAACUUAUACGUCCAGUAAGAUUAAAGUCUUUUUUGUAACUUUAUUCAAGAUGAUAGAAAUUUUUUGAUUGUUCCAGAGGAAGAAAUAUGUUUGUUCAUAAAAUUUUACCAGGGAACAUAAAAAGUGAACAUCCUACGUAAGAUUUAAUUUAACGUAAGGGAUAAUAAACAAAAUAACCUGCAAUGACGCAAAAUAUGCUCGUAUGUUAGUCUAUGGCCAUUAUGUGUUCGUAAAAGCACAGUUUUUUUCGAGCUUUGCUCUCAGGAAAGCGUUUGCGACGGGUACUAUCUCUUCCCAACUCCCAUUAAUUUCAUUCAAACGCGACAAUAACAUAGGCAACUUUUUGGUCAGAAGUUCAUUUUAAACUAAUGACAAACUGGAACUUUCAAAAGCGCUCGCUCACGAUGCAAAAUCUUUCCUUUCAUUUAUAGUGUGGGCAAAAUGUUGGACCAAAGAGAUCCAUUACGACUAUUGAUCACUUCACUUCCACCAAUGUCAUUUACUGCAUAACUUGCACUUAUUGCUAAAAGUUAUACAUUUGUGAAAUAGGAAGACGACUAGGUGACCGUUUCUAUGAACACCUUCAUGACGUAGACAGAAAUGACAAGGACGUAUCCAAAUCAGUCGCUAGACGCUUAAAUCUUAUCGCGGCCUUUCCCUACAUCUAGGCGGUUCGGAAAGCCGCAAUAAUCUAGAAAAAAAAAAUUAUCUCUCAAAUCGGCGCUCUUAAUCACCGCGGUAUCAACAAGCGCUUGUGAUUCAACUUAUUUAUUAUUGUUUUCUCGUUAUCAUGCCCCCAUAAAUGGCGUUUCUGCAUCUAAACACUCACACAACCCACAAUUCCUCCAUUCGCUCUGACGAAGGCCUAAUGCUCGAAACUUCAGCUUUGGAAUUCUUUACGGUGGCCAAAUUACCUAGUUCCAGGCUAGGUGAUUUCAGAUUGCAAUGCAUUGUCAUUAAAUUGCAAAAGAAUUUAGUGCAAAAAAAAACUGAUUCACUUGCCGUUUACAGGCCAGGACCACACUUAUUUCAUGCAGCUGGCGUACAGAACCAGAAGCAGAUGGGCGUUGUUUUUUUUUUUCCGCUUUCAUUUUUUUCUGUUUUAUGUUGUGUUGGAAAAUUAACCUAUCACAAAUACAGUUUUAUAUUACCCUUAUUACCAAUUCAAAUUCGCGCACAAAAACCGGUCUUUUUUCUCGUUCGUUCGACAAACCUCACAGUUUACUGAAUAGUCAGGUAGUAGUGAUGAAUUUUCACUCUCUUUAAUUGCUAUUAAAAAACUAAGUUUUAACUGAUCUUGACUCGGAGGUUGCUGUUAAGACGAAAUAUCCCUUGUUUGUAACUAAGAAUAACUCGCAAAAGAGUGGACGCGACAGCAGGAUAAUGGCGACAACAAAUAUAACAGGAACUGGAACACAAUCGAAAACAUUUGAAAGAUUGCUAUGCCCACCGGUUUGGAUAGGUGAGUUUAAAAAACAGUCCAUUUCGUUCUCAGCAGUCAACAUUCUAUUCUCCAUCACAGCAACACUUGGGAAUUCUCUCAUCCUUGUUGCCCUUCACAAGGAAUCUUCCCUCAAUCCGCCAUCCAAACUCUUGUAUCGUUGUCUGGCAACAACUGAUCUGUUGGUUGGUCUUGUUACCCAGCCUCUCUGUGCUACUUAUUGGAUGUCUUUGGUUCACGAACAUUGGAGUCUUUGUAGAUACGUAAGGAACGCAAUCUACAUAUCAGGUUAUGCAUUAUGUGGGGUGUCUUUGUCAACGUUGACGGCCAUAAGCGUGGACCGACUUCUCGCCCUGUUGUUGGGACUGAGAUACAAAGAUAUUGUAACUUUGAGGCGCACGUACAUCAUUUUAGCUAUCUUUUGGGUGGUAUGUCUAGCCCCUGGUUUAUUCUCUCUUCUAAAUUACCGUAUAACCUUUUGGUGCAGCUUCAUAGCUGCAUCAUCUUGCCUAGUUAUCUCAAUCGCCUCAUACACAAAAAUUUUCUGCGCUCUCAGUCAUCAUCAAGCUCAAGUACAAGAUCAUGCUCAACAACAGGUGAGCCAAUCAAUUACUCUGAACAUGGCGCGGUACAGAAAGGCAGUGUACAAUGCACUUUGGGUGCAGCUAGCUUUAGUUGUCUGUUAUGUACCAUAUGUUACACUGAAAAUUGUGAUCUCUCUUAGUAGAGAGCGAUUUCCGAAUUUUAUAAUAAUCACCGAAAUGGCAACUGUCCUAGUGUUAUUUAACUCUACUUUAAACCCGUUACUUUACUGCUGGAAGAUAAGUGAAGUGAGACAAGCAGUAAAGCAGACAAUCAGACAAGUAAUCUGCUAUGCAUAG